Didymodactylos carnosus is the source of this 1887-nucleotide messenger RNA. The record is from the annotation of a GenBank genome assembly. NCBI's taxonomy places the organism in Eukaryota, Metazoa, Rotifera, Eurotatoria, Philodinida, Philodinidae.
AUGAUCAGUUCAAGAAAUAUAAAUGAAACGGAUGAGUUCGAUUGCACUAUACUUAUUGCGAGUAAUAAAUAUAACAAGUCGUACGAUAGAAAAACCAAACUGAUUACGUUAAAUGUUGAACAAAAUUUAAAUACUGGAUGGUUUUUCGUGAAUUCUACUACAUCUACCACAUUACCACAAUUAUUUGAAAAAUUGACAGAAGAGGAAAUUCACAAAGAUAACGAGCAUGAUCAGUAUGGAAAACAGCAAUUAUUACGAAAGAAAUUUGUUAAUGUAAUACACAAUCAGGAAAUUAUAGAUGACUUAAAUUCUCAAGAUGAUAAUUUCAGUCUGAUAUUGCCCAGUCCAUCAAAAACGAAAUCGAGCCACAUGUCAUUCAUUAUGGAUACAAUACAAUCAGUAGAAUUAGAAAAUGAAAGUAAAAUCGAGUCUUUAGAAGAUGAUACAUCAACAUCUGCUAAUAAUUUACGAGGAUUGAAUGUAGGUCAAAAAUUGCAGAAAACUUCUGGAAAACAAAUUUUGAUAAAGGAUAAAAUUGAGAAUAAACGCGUAUCAAUGCUUUCGACCUGUACAAGACAAAAUAAACCCAAAAGACAAACUAAUUUAAGAACAUUAAAACUAGAUGAGAAGAGUAAUCAAGCAUCAGGUGUUCCUGUGCGAAUUGAAGAAUAUGUACACAAUAAAAAUAAAAAAGUCGAUAAAAAACAAGUAUCUGAACUUAUCGAGCCAUCCAACACAAAAUCCAAUCAAGAUAUACUGUUUAUCAAUGAUAAAUCAGUCAGAGAGAACGUACCGUUUCUGCUUGCUACUUCAGAAUCCGAUGUUGACGACCAGUUGAAAACGUUUCAUGAACCAUCAAAACAUCAUCAAUCACCAUUGACAAGAACAAACCAUGUAUCUAUUCAUCGAUAUAACAAAUCACAAAUGAAAAUGAUAAAAACACAAAAUACAUCAACGCUUUUCAAAUUGGAACCACAUCGGCAACAAUCGCUGUUCGCUUGGAUUCAUCACCCUGAUCCACCCACUUUAAUACUUUGCCCAAAAUGUGCUAGUCAUAAAGAUUUUGGUCAGACAAGUGAUGGUCAGUUCUCGAACACGAGAGUGGAAUCAAAUGCAGCUGUAGUACUAGAACCACGCUUAAAAGACUGUUGGAUCAAGAGAGGCGAUGACGAGAAAAUCGUCUUCAGUGGUUCUACGCAACAAUCAUUUAAUACUCGAAGCGAAUCAAAAUGGGUAAUAAAUCAACAGCAGAAACCACCAUCGAAACGAGUACCUGAAUAUGAAGACAUGGAACCAAGUCAACAAACAAUUUCGAACUAUUCCAAACAAAACUCAGCAUUUCCUAGUAGUGGAAGUAUACCAUCAACUAGAUAUGAAAAAUUAGAUCAUCUGCUAUCGGUCAAACUAAAGACAGACUUGAUGGCAAAAGAAACAUUCUCUUUACGAUUGUCAAACCAUUCUUUGUUAAUGCCAUAUAAAUACACGCAUACACAUCGAGAAUAUGACCCAAAACGAAAUCAAUCAUGUGUCUCAUAUUUUUAUCUAAAGCCUGAACGUGAAAAAUUCUUAUAUACAAAUCAAACCCUAUCAAUAUUACCUACUUCCGCUACAGUACAACAAGAAGAAAUUACAAACGAGUUAUCUGCCACUACUGUUGAUCAUCAAUAUCAAUUUAUAUUGAAUUCGAAGCAAUUAUCGAUAGAAGACAGACUAGCAAAAUUGAACAACAUUCCACAAAAUAUACAAGCAUCAUUCAAAAAUAAAGAAAGUAAAAUAGUUCAAGCUGAAGAACGACCGUCAAGUCCAAGUGUACCAAAUUGUAUUGAUAGAAUAACCAGCCUUGUAGACAACAGUCAACCUAAAUCGUCAUUAACUUUAAAACGGUAG